Electrophorus electricus (electric eel) is the source of this 952-nucleotide messenger RNA. The record is from RefSeq and is a predicted model, not a curated record. Lineage: Eukaryota; Metazoa; Chordata; Actinopteri; Gymnotiformes; Gymnotidae.
CCCCAACGCAGUGCUCCUUGUUCACACUCACGCAACUUUGUACAGCAAGAGCAUGAUGGUAUGUGCACCCAUACGCACACAGAAACCCUCCUGGGAUACACAGCAAAGAAAGAAGCCUAUGGAUGUGGCACUCCUGAGGUCGAGCCCAUCUCUGGUAAAGUGGUGAACGGAGAAGAUGCCAAGCCUCACACCUGGCCCUGGCAGAUCUCACUGCAGUUUAAACAUGGGACUCGCUGGUACCACACAUGUGGGGGUACUCUCAUCACCCCACGCUGGGUCCUCACUGCUGGUCAAUGCAUCUUCCCAGGCGACGUGUAUCGUAUUGUGCUGGGAGAGCAUGACCUGAGUGUGCAGGAGGGCACGGAGCAGAUCAGAGACGUCCUCCGCAUCGUCGUCCAUCCCAAAUGGAACAUUGAAUGCGUAGCCUGUGGCAAUGACAUAGCUUUGUUGAAGCUGGACAAAGCUCCUGUUCUGAACGGCAGUGUCCAGAUGGCUUGCAUCCCCCCUGCGGGGGAGAUCCUACCCCACGCCACCCCCUGCUAUGUCUCCGGCUGGGGCAACCUCUAUACUCAUGGCCCAAUGCCUGAUAAGCUGCAGCAAGCCCUGCUGCCAGUGGUGGAGCAGAGUGUGUGUAGCCAGAGUGACUGGUGGGGUGUGACGGUGAAACCCACCAUGGUGUGUGCUGGAGGAGACAUUCGCUCCAGCUGUAACGGAGACUCUGGAGGUCCUCUGAACUGUAAGGGGUCUGAUGGGAGGUGGUAUCUCCAGGGCAUCACCAGCUUUGUGUCCUCACGCACCUGUAACGAGCUGAAGAAGCCCACAGUGUUCACCCGCGUCUCCGCCUUCAACGACUGGCUAGAGGAGGUCAUGCUGAAGUACUGAGACAUUUCAGAGGAGCCUGGCCUGCAGACGAAACUCCUUCACCAUGUUUUGAAACCUCACAAUAAAGCCA